Molecule: messenger RNA, 417 nt
Organism: Pseudozyma hubeiensis SY62
Lineage: Eukaryota; Fungi; Basidiomycota; Ustilaginomycetes; Ustilaginales; Ustilaginaceae
Product: potential subunit common to RNA polymerase I, II and III
Exons: 3
Coding region: 1-417 (138 amino acids)
Biological process (GO): DNA-templated transcription
Cellular component (GO): RNA polymerase I complex; RNA polymerase II, core complex; RNA polymerase III complex
Molecular function (GO): DNA binding; DNA-directed RNA polymerase activity
Source: RefSeq, a predicted model, not a curated record
AUGUCGGACCGCGAGGAUGGCGGUGAGGAAACCUUCUACGAGGACGAAGAGCCCGUCUACGAUGGCGAUGAUCUUGGAGAGGAGCAAUUUGACGACGGUGCAGAUGGUGCCGCCAACGGUAUCGUACAUUCUUCCGCAGGCGGAGAUCCAUCGACAUCCAUGGCAGGUCAGGCCAACGCCGAGCGAAUCACCACACCCUACAUGACCAAAUACGAGCGUGCUCGAAUCCUUGGUACUCGUGCGCUUCAGAUUUCGAUGAACGCACCUGUUCUCGUACCCACAGAAGGCGAGACCGAUCCAUUGGAGAUUGCCAUGAAGGAGCUCGCCGCCAAAAAGAUUCCCUUGGUCGUCAGAAGGUACCUGCCAGAUGGAAGCUACGAGGACUGGACCGUCAGCGAGCUCAUCGUCAGCGAAUGA